AUGAGAGUCCCCAAAGGUGCCCCAUCAGCUGGAUUAUUGUAUUGGCAGCAGAAGUUUCCGUUUCUGAAACAGUUCAAAACACCUCCUUUGGGCACGUUGGCCGUUGUCGGCUGUGUAUCCUUCACCGUUCUCGGGAUAGGUGUCAUGAUCCUUCAACCAUACAUUUACAACGACUACUACAAGGAAGUACAGGCCCAGAAACGAGCUUUAAUCACAGCGAGCCGAGAAGAGUUGGCACAAGGAAUGAAACCGUGGUCAGAUCCCUUCAAACCUGCUAAAUAAUACUCUUUAUCAUUGGUUAUCUCUUUUACAGACAUGAUUGUUAGAGUUUGAAGAUUUCUCGUGAUUGUUACCGUUUACAUUGUAUUUUUGUAUUUAUUAUAGGAAUAAACUUUUAGUGAGGUGAGUUCAGACGAGGAGGUUAUCGAACAGAAUCAGGAACAAGAAGAUGCCGAAGAGACAAAAACCCAAAAGGGAGCAGGAUAA
Bursaphelenchus okinawaensis is the source of this 486-nucleotide messenger RNA. Lineage: Eukaryota; Metazoa; Nematoda; Chromadorea; Rhabditida; Aphelenchoididae. The record is from the annotation of a GenBank genome assembly.